GUCAAGGCUGGCAAGAUCACCAGCAUGGAGCAGAUCUACCUGCACUCCCUGCCCGUGAAGGAGUACCAGAUUGUGGACUUCUUCCUCCCCAAGCUGAAGGAUGAGGUCAUGAAGAUCAAACCCGUCCAGAAGCAGACCCGUGCCGGUCAGCGUACCCGCUUCAAGGCCGUCGUUGUCAUCGGUGACUCCGAGGGUCACAUCGGUCUCGGUAUCAAGACCUCCAAGGAAGUCGCUACCGCUAUCCGUGCCGCCAUCACCAUCGCCAAGCUCAGCGUUCUCCCCGUCCGUAGAGGUUACUGGGGUACCAACCUUGGUGAGCCUCACUCUCUGCCCGUCAAGCAGAGCGCCAAGUGUGGUUCCGUCUCCGUCAGACUUAUCCCCGCUCCCCGUGGUACCGGUCUCGUUGCCUCCCCCGCUGUCAAGCGUCUGCUCCAGCUUGCCGGUGUCCAGGAUGCCUACACCUGCUCUUCCGGUUCCACCAAGACCCUCGAGAACACCCUCAAGGCUACUUUCCUUGCCGUCGUCAACACCUACGGCUUCCUCACCCCCAACCUCUGGAAGGAGACUAAGCUCAUCCGCAGCCCUCUGGAGGAGUUCGGUGAUGUCCUGCGUCAGGGCAAGAAGUACUAGGAUAGUGCUAUGAUGGGAAUAACCUUGCAUGAUUGUUUUUGAAUCGAACUAUUUUCCUACGGGUUUUCAAAAGUCUCUUCUGUUGUAGGAUCGGCAGUACCGGCAAAUCCUGACUUUUCGCGCUAUGCUACGCUAUAUACGGUAUUCAUGGAUGUAAUGAACACGGGAACAGUGAACAAGGAAAAACAACGUGAUGUCGAUCCAAGCUCUCUUUCGGCAAGCCGACGGUACUUGAAAGUGGGUGGCGGACGGGUUCCUGCAUUGCAAUGCCUGCACACGGUCCGGAUAUAGUAGGAUGGGCUAGGCCUUCAAUCAGGGAUCCCCGCGACGUAGUGCUCGAUUUGAUGAACAGUGGCUGCUCUCCAGA
Messenger RNA from Aspergillus neoniger CBS 115656, 997 nucleotides. RefSeq names its product 40S ribosomal protein uS5. Gene Ontology annotation, biological process: translation. The coding region runs from base 25 to 630 and encodes 201 amino acids. NCBI's taxonomy places the organism in Eukaryota, Fungi, Ascomycota, Eurotiomycetes, Eurotiales, Aspergillaceae. Gene Ontology annotation, molecular function: RNA binding; structural constituent of ribosome. The record is from RefSeq and is a predicted model, not a curated record. The transcript has 3 exons. Gene Ontology annotation, cellular component: ribosome; cytosolic small ribosomal subunit.